Molecule: messenger RNA, 4367 nt
Organism: Mercurialis annua (annual mercury)
Lineage: Eukaryota; Viridiplantae; Streptophyta; Magnoliopsida; Malpighiales; Euphorbiaceae
Exons: 4
Coding region: 1101-2456 (451 amino acids)
Source: RefSeq, a predicted model, not a curated record
AGACCCAAAUCAGGGUCUGUUCAUAAAUUACAGGGAGGCAAUGGUAUGGCCAAGUAAAAAAGAAAAAAAGCUAUAUCCAGUGAAUAUACCAUUAAACAACGCAAUUUGAACCAAGCAUGUGAACAUUUAACAUGACUGACGAACUGAGCUCCACGGAAUGUGAGGGACAUAUUCAGAUUGUAAUAAAAAAAAGAUGAAGAACAUAUGAAAGUUAAUCACCGUCAAAUCUCUUUCUCUAAACUGUCAAAUCAAUUAAGGGGAGCUUAUCCAAAGAGGAAUAAGAAAUUACAAAGUACAUAAACUGACAAAUUAUGGAGAAACAUACCAUGAGCCCACCAAAAACGCCAUCAACUAAAAUUCGGGUCCAAGAGUCAAAAUUUGGUAAACUCGUUUAACCUGAAGCAGUAUGCUGAAUGGGGGAUUCUGAACCACCACCAGCAUGUUGACUUGGGACUCCACCGGCGGCAGCAGUAGCAAGUUGGUUUGGAACUCCACCAGCGGCAGCAGUAGCAAGUUGGAUUGGAACUCCACCGGCGGCAGCAUGUUCAUCAUGGUCUUCAGCAUCAAUAUAUUCGGGUUUUUGACAUUUUUGUGUCUCAUAGACACAAAAAUUCUAAUUUUGUGCCUUCCACCCAGCCCGCUAUCUGAUAUAGCGGGCUGCACAUCAGCCCGCCAUCUCAUAUGGCGGGCUGGUGUGUGAUUCCCUUUGACUGACCAGCUGCUCGGUCAAACGAUUCCAUGCUGUUGCAGGGAAUCACGUGGACAAAGCAACCCGCUAUAUGAGAUAGCGGGCUGCUUUGUAAUAAAUAGGUGAGUGCUGAAGCACUCACCUAUUCAAAUACAGAGAUAGCAAAAUUGUUAGAAGAGAAAAAAAAAUUAUUAGAAGACAGGAAAAAUUGUUAGAAGAGAAAAAAAAAUUAGAAUUGUAAUUAAAUUUUAGUGGUUAUCUCGUUAAAAAAAAAUAGUGAAUUUUAGUAGAGUUUGACAGAGUGAUUUUUCCGGAAUUAAGCGACGGAGUUUAUUUUGUGGAGCUUAUCAGAUAUUUUUCUAAAGCUACAUAUUAUUUUUCGGUAUGCUAUUUUACGAGGUCUACAAGAGCAAUGACGACAAUCGAUUUGUCGUUUGUGAUACGGUUUGACGGUAGAAUUGUAAACUCUCCCCGUGGAGUAGAAUAUUUUGGGGGUAGUUAUGUGCAAGUGCCGUUGACUGGAAGAAUAAAUAUUCAACAGUUGAUUGAUAUUUGUGGAUCGGCAAUAUCCAGUGUUGUGGGCCCGGUGGAGAUCAGCAAGAUAUAUUUUCGGGUACCUUAUGUUCAAAGGGAACAAUUAUAUUCCUAUUCGUUGCUGGAUGUCAAGGGCGACCCACAUGUAUGUGCUAUUCUGACCGAGGCAGGUCGCAUGCCAGCACUAAGAUUUUUAGAGUUGUACGUGGAGUACCGCAAGGCAAUUGUUGAAGAUAUUUCUAUUGAUCAACUGCAUAAAUCUGCUUCUAGUGAGUCGGAGAGGGACAGUGAGGAAGAAGGAGAACACGAUCACUACGAGACCGAAGAGGAGAAUAUGGAAGACAUACUCACUGCUGCUGAACAUUGUAAUGUAGAAGAAAAUACAGUGUACCAGUCCCCACUGCCGGCACAUGUUAGACGUGUAGAUCUCGAAGACUUCGACGUUGACUUGGACUCAUGGGAAAAGCCGAAAGUUGAGUGGGAGAGGGGGAUGGAGUUUGAAAAAGGGAUGACUUUCUCGAGCCGAGAUGCUGUUCGGGCUUGUGCUGUUACCUAUUCGGUGGACAAUGGAAGAGAGUUCAAGAGUUGUCGGACGACGCACACGACAAUAGUUCUCGUUUGCAAGCACAAAGAGAUAUGCCCAUCGUGGCUGCGUGCCACACUUCUUCAGAAAACCAACACAUGGACGUUGACAAAAUAUAUCGGGCCACACAUAUGCGAUAUGCAAGUGUCAGUUCGUCACCACCGGAAUUUUGGGAUUGCUCAGAUCGCCAAUUAUAUUAAGACGCAAGUGCUAGGUCAACGUGACAUACGGAUCAAGACGUUGAUUGCGGGACUACUUGAAUUUACUGGAGUAGCUCUUCCGUAUAAAAGGGUGUGGUACGGCAAAGAGAGGGCAAUCUGCAGCGUUUAUGGGGACUGGGAAUACAAUUACAGUCAACUGACAAAGUUCAUGGAUAAUAUGGUGAAAGUGAAUCCUGGAUCCUUCUGGCAUGGCGAAGUUAUGAAAUCUAUUAGUAUUGUGGAUUUCAAUGUGCGUACAUUAAGUGGAUUUAAUUCUAGCAAUAUCCAUUUCCAACAGGCCCAAUAUCUGAGUGUGGCGGGCUUCAAUGUAGAAUUUUCCAACGGAUAUUCUGGACGUUCUUUCCGAUGGUGGACGGAUUUCCGUUUUGCAAGCCAAUUCUAUUCAUCGACGGCACCCACUUAUACGGCAAAUAUAAGAUGCACAUGUUGAUAGCUUCGGCGAUAGAUGGCAACAACCAUAUAAUGCCGGUGGCUUUUGCGCUCGUGGAAUCAGAAUCCAUUGCCAGUUUUGAAUAUUUCCUGGGUCAUCUCCGAGAUCAAGUCUUACGCAGUCGCAAGGUUGCCAUUGUUUCUGAUCGCGCUCCCGGAUUAAUUUCCGUUUUGAAACGUCCGGAGUGGGACGACGUCGAUCACUUUUUCUGCAUAAGACAUUUAAUGGCCAAUUUCCACUCUUUAAUCGGAAAUAGGGACUUGAAGGAUUUGGUUGAGAAAGCGGGUCGGGCCUUUCAAGAGAAGAAGUACGACGCAUGCAUUGAGAGCAUGAGGAUAAGAUCGGCGGAAGGGCAUGCAUACUUGACCAACACAGAACAUUUGAGACCCGAGCAGUGGACUAUGUGUCAUGACAAAAAGGGGCAACGAAACGGGGUUAUGACAACGAACUACGCCGAGUCCGUUAAUGCGAUGCUGAAGAAUAUAAGGGGCCUUCCUAUCACAGCAAUGAUAGAGGCUAUCUUUGACAAGCUCAGUGAUACGUUUGUCCGGCGUUGGGACAUCUAUAAAGACCUAAUCGCCAAAGGCGUCAUGUUUACUCUGAUCUGCAUCGCGCACAUCAAAAAGGAAACGCUAAAGGCCCGCUACCAUAGUUGCAAGAAAUAUAACUCGGACAUCAUGACUUGCAGGGUGACCACCAGGAAGGACAAUCAGCGGAAUAAGGGAGGAAAUAUUCAGAAGGUCAACCUUAAAAAAAGGAGGUGCUCGUGCGGUAAGUUUCAACACCGUAAAUUGCCCUGCUCCCAUGCCAUGGCAGUCAUUCACGAUCAGAAGUUGAACCCCCACGACUUCAUCGGGUGGCGCUAUAGAACCGAGAAUGCCAUUCAAGUCUGGAAUACUCCGUUUAAACAGUUACCUGACUGCAAGAAGUGGAUUGCUUCUCGGGAGAUACCCUUCAUCCCAGAUGUUAACAGGAUAAGAACGAAGGGGCGACCGGUAAACAGACGGAUCAGGAAUGACAUGGACCAGACCUAUAGGGAGGACAGCAUCCCUAACUUCUGUAGUAGAUGUAGUAUUGCCGGUCACACUGCUCAAACUUGUACCAAUUACAGAGAUAUGUGAUAUGUAAUUUUCAAUUUUCUUGUACCAGACUGAUGUUAUUUUAAUUUUGGAAAAAUUGAUGUUAUUUUAAUUAAUAUUAAAUGAUGUUAUUUUAAUUAUUGGAGCGUGUUUUUUAAUAUUCAGGUAUGAGUUCUGCAAGACGUCGAAAUCCAUCAACAAUUCAAAUUGUCCAAAAAUAUGAGGAUAUAUAUUGUGAAGUUUGGUAUGAAAAAAAAAGACCAUUUGAAAACACCCCAAUCCGUCCUUGCAUGGAAAAGACACAAGCCGGGCAUAUAUUUGUCGGUCGGCACUCAAAAAACUUGGCUGAUUUUGGAAAUGCCGUUGUGUCUCCUGAGCCCGAAUGGGGGAGGUUGUGGGAAGUGAGAUGCGAGAUGGAGGCGUACUGUGAUUUUCACGGCAUACCUGUACCAAGAGCGAUGUCCGCAACAAUUGCAAGAAACACGGAAUCGUCGGUACAAUUUCUGAUGGAACGUCUGGAGAUUGAAACUCAUGUGAUGGGUCUACGACUAAGGGCAAUUCACCAAGAUACUCCUGAUUGGUGCGACUUUUUUGUUGACGAAAGAAACCCUACGUCAUGGAAUAUUAUGGAGUUGCAGGAUUACGACCAAGCCGAUUCCGAUGAUUUUGUGAAAUAUCUCCCGUGGACUUUGCCAAGAUGAUGUGGCCAAUGUUUUAAUUACGUUAUUUAAAUCAAACUUUUUAUGUAAUUUAUAAAUGGUUUUAUAAUUUCUGAACUCCCAUAUAAUUUGUAAACUCGUAUAUUAUUUAUAUUGUAUUUCGAUGUUGUUAA